UUAGGCUGCGGAACAGCUGAGCGCGUAACAACACAGCACAGUCAGACAGAGAGAGUCUCUGUAAACAACAGCCUAACACAGCAGCGAGAAUAUAAUACAGCAAUAUAAAAGGCUUAACAGGGACACAAGGAACCAUAAAACUCUGUUCUGAUCAAAUCCAGAUUAUUAAUCAGACGGAUUGGAUUAGAACAACAGACACGCACGAUGGGUCGUAUCUUCCUGGAUCACAUCGGAGGCACUCGCCUCUUCUCCUGCGCCAACUGCGAUACCAUCCUGACCAACCGCUCCGAGCUCAUCUCCACACGCUUCACCGGAGCGACAGGACGGGCUUUCCUCUUCAACAAGGUGGUGAACCUGCAGUACAGCGAGGUCCAGGACCGCGUCAUGCUCACAGGGAGGCACAUGGUGCGAGACGUCAGCUGUAAAAACUGCAACAGUAAGCUGGGCUGGAUCUACGAGUUCGCCACCGAGGACAGCCAGCGCUACAAAGAGGGGCGCGUCAUCCUGGAGAGGGCGCUGGUGAGAGAGAGCGAGGGCUUCGAGGAACACGUGCCGUCCGACGCCUCCUGAAUCUCCCUCUCCCCUUUCCUCUCUCUCUCUCUCUAAAUAUCUUUCACGCUGCUCAUCUCGGUCACCGCCGCGUCCAAAUACGACCCGAACAUCGGAAACAAGCAUCCGCUUCUCACCAGCUGGGCCGGCCUCGCUUAGAGACUGACGAACAACAAGAAAAUGGAUCCAGCAGCCCUUCUGCUGCUCGUUUCAAUCAGAACAGGAGUUCCUCUAUUAUUCACUUAAUAUAGAAAACAGAUCCAGCAGGUGAUGGGAAUCAGACAGUUAAUUUAGAAAUAGAUCCAGCAGCCCCUCUGCUGCUCAGUUAAUAUACAAAACAGAUCUAGGAGUCGAUCUAUUGUUUAUUUACUUUAGAAAACAGAUCCAGUAGUCGCUUUACUGUUCAUUUCAAUCAGGACCCGGAUCCAGGAGUCCCUCUAUUGUUUAGUUCAGUUAGAAAACAGAUUCAGGAGUUGAUUUAUUGUUUAGUUUAAUCAGAAAAUAGAUCCAGCAGUCCCCAUUGUGAUUGAUCAGCAUCCUUCUCUCUCCUGAAGGUCUUGUUUUACUUUAAAGCCACUUUUAUUUCUUAUUCAUUAGACGUGAAGAUUAAACUGUGCUCAUUUGAUCUAAAUAAAGUCGACAGUCUUGCUUGAACAA
Molecule: messenger RNA, 1206 nt
Organism: Trichomycterus rosablanca
Lineage: Eukaryota; Metazoa; Chordata; Actinopteri; Siluriformes; Trichomycteridae
Product: protein yippee-like 5
Exons: 3
Coding region: 205-570 (121 amino acids)
Cellular component (GO): ubiquitin ligase complex
Source: RefSeq, a predicted model, not a curated record